AUGGCCUCCAGCGAGUGGGAGGAGGUGAAGAAGCUGGCGAUGGACUUCCAGCGAACGCAGCAGAUGAGCUCGGUGCAGAAACUCUCCGAGCGGAACUGCGUCGACAUCGUCAAGCGGCUGAUCGAGAUGAAGCUGUUGGACGUCAUCUUCACCAACGACGGCAAGGAGUACCUGACCGGGGAUCAGCUGACGCGGGAGAUCGAAAACGAACUCUACGCGGCCGGCGGCCGGGUGGCCAUCUCCGAGCUGGUCGGCCUCCUCAACGUCGACUACAGCCACAUCGAGGCGAAGGCUCACCAGCUGGUGCGGACGGCCAGCGGCGGCGAGGCGGUGAGCCUCGUCCUCGAGCAGCUAAUUAGCCGCGACUUCAAGGACGCCCUCGCCGCGGAGAUCGACCUGCACCUGCAGGAGGCGGGCACGGUGGCCGUCUCGGAGCUGUCGAAGAGCUACGACCUGCCGGCGGAGUUUCUCCUCAACCUCCUGGAGGAGCGGCUCGACGUGCUGGUGAAGGGGAAGCUGGACCGGGAGGCGCGCGUCCUCUACACCCACGACUACCUGGCGCGCUUCGAGGCGAAGGUCAUCGGCGUCUUCAGCGCACUGACGCGGCCCAUCGCCCUGCAGACGGUGGUCAAUCGGUACGGCAUCGCCGAGAAGAUUCUCACCGGUAAGGGGUCGUUUAUACACAGCUCCAUUUCUAUUUCUAUUUGUUUCUACCUUCUAACCUCGGUACUUUCCGGGCCACUUUCAGCCACCCUCGAGACGCUGCUCAGCAGGCGACGCAUCCUCGGCACCGUCUCCGGGCCGACCUUCAUUCCCGAGGUGUACUCGAAGACGCAGCAGGAGUACGUGGUCAGCUUCUACAAGCACAACCGCUACCUCGACUACUCGACGCUGGCGAAGCUGGGCAUCUCCAACGGCCGGGCCUUCCUCGAGAAGAAGUUUGGCGGUGGUGGUGGCACAAACUCCUCCUCCUCCUCCUCUGAGCUGAUCUACCUGAACCACUGUGCCGUAGACCGCCUGUUGGCCUUUCAGAUUGAGACCACGGCGGAGGAGGUGGUGGCCAGCGGCUCCUUUGCCCACCUCCUCGACAUUCUCCCCUCGGUGCUGACCGCCGCCGAUGCGGAGCUGCUCAUUCGGCGGACGCUGGAGACGGGCGGCAAUAAAGCUCUUCUAGAGAAGGAGUGCGUCCUCCUCGAGGACGGCGGCAUCCUCGUCAGUCGGCAGUUCCUCGAACGGGCAAAGGAGUUCUUCGCCGAGGAGCGGCAGAAGCGGGCAGAGGCCGCCCUGAGGAACGGCCACCUCCUGACGUACUUCUCAAAGACGGCGGCGGCCACGAAAAACCAAGCCUCUUCUUCCUCGAAGAGCGCCAUCGAGGAGAAGCACUCCAAAGGAGGAGGAGACACUGAAGGUCCAUCCACCGGCGGCAAAAAAGGCGGCAAAAAGGGAAGUGGCGGCGGCGGCGGCGGCAGCGGCAACGCCCAGGGCCGGGAAGUGAAGACCAAGGCGGUGAAGAAGAAGUACAAGACUGGUGGCAAGGGAGGAGGUCGAGGCGGUGGCGACGAUGACGAUGACGACGAUCAGAACUCCUCCUCAAAGAAGGCCGCCCUGGUCUUCAUGUCGCUGGAGGAGAUCACCCAGCUGCUGAGCAAGAAGUUGGCCGCCGAAAGGAAGGGAACGGCAAACAGAAAUGAAGAGAUGGAGGGAGGAGGCGGGGGCGAGGAGGUCUCUGAGGCGCUGGUGGAGGGCGUGGCGGCGCUGAUCGCCGAGGACCUGCAGCGCGCCUACGAGGCGACGGCGCGGGAGGUCUUUGUCUCGGCGAGUGCGGCGGCGGCGGCCAACCAGCCGAAGCGACUGUCCUUCGCCGAGCUGCAGAAGGCCACCGUGGAGGCGUACGCGCAGAUACUGCUCUUCGACAAGGGCAUCCAGGUCUUUGAGUCGGUGGACCUCAAGUCGAAGCUGGUCAGGUACCUUCAGCGGACGCUCUGCGCUGACCUGGUCAACAGUCUGCUCGCCUACUUUGCAUUCUCUUCCACUGACCACCAACAACAGCAACAACAAGGUGACCAACAAGGUCCUCAAACGAACACCAAUGAAGGCCGCGCCAAGGUGAUUGGCCGCAUCGGCGACGCGGAGGUGCGCGACUGCCUGAGUCGGCUGAACAGCGCCCUCGCCGCUGCGGAGAUCGCCACCUUCCUCGCCGAACUCGAGGCCGCCUGCCCUCGUCUGGACAUUCUCCUGGCGAAGAAGAAGGGCGUCGAGAGGCGUCGCGAGAAGGUGCUGCUCUCCGAGCACCGCCAGCUGCUGCUCCUGCAGCUGCAGGAGGUCGGUGAGCAGCAGUCUGAGACCCGGGACCCGAUUCUGGGGCUGCACAUCGCGGUGAUGCUCGUCUUCCAGGCGACGCACGAGGCGAUGCUGCACACCAGCGGCAAGCUGCUGCCCGCCAUCCUGGCCACCCUCGCGCCGCCGCUGGUGCCCGCCGAGGUGUACACGCCGCUGAAGGCCAGCCAGGAGCUGGUGCUCUCCCUGGUGGCGGCCGCCAAGGAGGAGACGGCGAAGCGGCGGGAGAUCACCGAACAGCUGCUGCGCCUCUUUGACGAGUACCGCCCCAAGGUGGUCGCCUACAGGCGGCCCAAGAAGGUCGAGGGAGGAGAGGAAGGGGAGGGGGAGGCAGUGGUCAAAGUGGCGGAGGAAGAGGAGUGA
Rhagoletis zephyria (snowberry fruit fly) is the source of this 2700-nucleotide messenger RNA. NCBI's taxonomy places the organism in Eukaryota, Metazoa, Arthropoda, Insecta, Diptera, Tephritidae. The record is from RefSeq and is a predicted model, not a curated record.